This is a messenger RNA of Akanthomyces lecanii RCEF 1005, 321 nucleotides long. The record is from the annotation of a GenBank genome assembly. NCBI's taxonomy places the organism in Eukaryota, Fungi, Ascomycota, Sordariomycetes, Hypocreales, Cordycipitaceae.
AUGUUCCUCGCGCAACGGCUGGCAAGUGUCCGCUUGGAGGACGCCACCGCGGAGGCGCUGGAGCUUCUGUGUGGAAUCCCACAAGGCUCUCCUCUAUCUCCGAUCCUCUACCUGCUAGCGACGGCGGCGCUCUACGAGCUGCCUGGCGCCACGCACCGUUACGGCUACGCUGAUGAUACAGCCAUGCUCUUCGUGGGAGACACAUUAGAUGAGACCACCGCUCAAGCUAAUGCCACAAUUGCAGCCAUGGAGGAAUGGGGCCGUCAAGAAGGUUUCGCCUUUGACGUGAAGAAGACUGAAGUGAUCCACUUCGCGAGUUAG